Astrephomene gubernaculifera is the source of this 1337-nucleotide messenger RNA. NCBI's taxonomy places the organism in Eukaryota, Viridiplantae, Chlorophyta, Chlorophyceae, Chlamydomonadales, Astrephomenaceae. The record is from the annotation of a GenBank genome assembly.
GCUAGCAACAACGAUAUACCAUUAGCAACGUCGCUUAAACGCCGCCUAGCCGCCGAAGAAUUAACAAAGUCUGGGAUCUAGCAGCCGUUUGCGUAUCAUAAGCGAAUAAUCAAAUAAAGUUCUUAACUUUAAUGAUAAUUAGGAAGGUGAUAGUAACGUUUCCUCUCGGCUUUUCCCCAGUGAAUUGCAACACGUAAAUAGAGCUAGUAGUGUUGAUUAGGCUUGCUGCCUUACGUGUCUUCGUAAGCCUUACGUGCACAGCGCCAUCCCUUUUUCCACGGUUAGCCCAACACUUUAGCAACAUCCAAUUGCACGGACAGCAGUGGUUCCCUUACCCUUUCAAGCACCGCGACUGACGUCGCUGUCGCCGCCCAUCGGGGCGGCGCCGGCGGGCAGGACGCCAUGACGGUAGCAGCGGAUGGCAAGAGCAUUCAAUCCCCGGCCUCCGGGAAGGCUGUGGAUGCUAUGGACGUGGACAGCAGCCCCAAGGGUGGCCUUAAAGGCAUGGACGGAUUGGAAGCCAUGGCAGGGGACGAGGCGCUUACGGAAGCCUUGUACGGCGACCCAACUCGGCUAACGGAGCCAAUUAAAACGGUCCAGGAUAAGUUCGCGCUGCUACCAGCCUUCCUAAAGGUCCGCGGUCUUGUGAAGCAGCACCUGGACUCGUUCAACUUCCUGCUCAACUCGGAGCUGCGCAAGAUCGUGGCGGCCAACGAGAAGGUCACCUGCGACACCGACCCCAACUUCUACCUCAAGUACACCAACAUCUACGUGGACGGUCCCAGUGUGGAUGAGGACAUGGUGCAGGUGGGCACCACCCCCCAGCAGUGCCGCCUGCGUGACGCCACCUACUCCGCCCCCAUCACGGUGGACAUCGAGUACACACGCGGCAAGGAGAUCGUGGUGAAGCGAGGGCGGGGCGGGGUGGGCGCGGUGUGCAUCGGCCGCAUGCCGCUCAUGCUGCGAUGCGACAGAUGUGUGCUGUACAACAAGAACGAGGCGCAGCUGGCGCAGCUGGGGGAGUGUCCACUGGACCCGGGCGGCUACUUCAUCGUGAGGGGCACGGAGAAGGUCAUCCUGAUCCAGGAGCAGCUGAGCAAGAACCGCAUCAUCAUCGACACCGACAGCCACGGAGAGGUGAUGGCAUCCGUCACCUCCUCCACGCACGAACGCAAGUCCAAAACCAACAUCGUGUUCAGCAAGGGCAAGAUCUACCUGAAGCACAACGCGUUCCAGGACGAUGUGAACAUCCUGGUCGUGCUGAAGGCCAUGGGCUGCGAGAGCGACCAGGAGGCGGUGCAGGCGGUGGUGGGGGGCGGCUUCGGACCGCACAGGGG